Alternaria arbusti is the source of this 309-nucleotide messenger RNA. RefSeq lists its product as uncharacterized. The record is from RefSeq and is a predicted model, not a curated record. The transcript is spliced from 4 exons. Gene Ontology annotation, biological process: ubiquitin-dependent protein catabolic process. Gene Ontology annotation, molecular function: protein-macromolecule adaptor activity. The coding region runs from base 1 to 309 and encodes 102 amino acids. Lineage: Eukaryota; Fungi; Ascomycota; Dothideomycetes; Pleosporales; Pleosporaceae. Gene Ontology annotation, cellular component: elongin complex.
AUGGCCGACGACAAAUCCACCGAAUACGUCACCCUCGUCUCAAACGACGGCUUUGAGUUCAAGAUCCUCCGCUCAGCAGCUUGUAUAGCGGGAACGAUCAAGAAAGCACUGGAUCCACUUUCUGGCUUUCGGGAAAACGCACAGAAUCGCGUUGACCUGCCUACGAUCAAUGGUGUGGUGCUAGAGAAGGUCUGCGAGUACCUCUACUACAACCAGAAGCACGCGGAAAGCAAAGACGUGUCGGAUAUGGACAUCCCGCCCGAGCUUUGUUUAGAGUUGUUGAUUGCAGCGGAUUAUCUUGAUGUGUGA